AUGAAGAAAGUUUUUGCUUAUUAUUCUGAUCGUUUUCCAGCUACUGAGGAAGAGCCUUAUCAACCAUUGCAACUCAGUGGUUUGGACUGGGCGCGGCACCACUCUAAACGUCGCCGGCUGUCACCAAGUCAGCAUCAAAACACACCUGGUCGGCAAUUCGGAGAACUUCAGAGAUAUCUGGAUGAGAAUGUGCUUGUUGCAGCAGGUACUCCAGAUGUUUUGGCUUGGUGGCGUGAGAAUUCUGGUCGCUUCCCAGUCCUCAGUCGCAUGGUUCAAGAUUUUUUUUCAGUCCCAGUCAGUGGGGUUGGUGUGGAAAAUCUCUUCAGUGUUGCUCGCGAUGUUUGCCAUUACCAACGAAACCGUUUGGCACCAGAGAUGAUUGAAGCCAUUAUGCUUCAAAUGUGUGUGGACCGAUUUGAAAUGAAAAAGGAAUUUCAAUUUCAAUCUGAAGGGGAAGAGUAUAACAGUGUGUCAAGCAAGGCAGAUGAGAUUGUUCCAGAGCUAUGGAUCAGUGAUGUAGAGGAUGCUGAUGGAUUUGAUGAAGAGGAGGAUGAUGAAAAUGAGGACGAGAAUGAGGAUUUUCCUGCACAGCCUGCUGUUUCCAUUACUCGAGUACCCCUGAGCAGCAACUCUCAGCUAGCACACAGCGACCUGACUGCAGACUCUAGUGUACGCCCACGUCGGACAACAACCACUCAACAUGAACCUGGCCAUUACCGGAAUCUUAACAAUGGAAGAUAG
Molecule: messenger RNA, 741 nt
Organism: Aspergillus glaucus CBS 516.65
Lineage: Eukaryota; Fungi; Ascomycota; Eurotiomycetes; Eurotiales; Aspergillaceae
Product: hAT family dimerization domain-containing protein
Exons: 2
Coding region: 1-741 (246 amino acids)
Molecular function (GO): protein dimerization activity
Source: RefSeq, a predicted model, not a curated record